AUGUUCAUCUAUGCUGCUAUUGUGACCGUAAUUGGCAUUACACUCAAUAUCCUUCUCAUCUAUACGAUGACGAAAGUUAAAACGAAAAUGUUUGGAGUUGUUCAACGAAUAUUCUAUAUUAUGGCUGUUGUUAACAUCUUCAGUAUGAUUUCCUAUUUUGGCUUAAUACCUGUAUUAUAUUGCUUCGAAGGACAUAUACUACUAAUAUCUCAUAAUUUCAAUGAAAUUCCAUUCAUUUCCAAUUUAAAAUCUUUAUAUAACUUCUUCGUUACGAUUAAAGCUGUGAUUCUGAAUAUAACGUCUGUGACACUGUGGACAGCUCUGUCCGUCUUUGCAGUAUCCAUUGUCUUUCACCCAACAAUUGAAACUUUGGAUUAUCUAGAGCAGUUGGAACCGUUACAGCGAUUUCAUCUGAAGCAGAACUUGAAGUUUGCUGCUUCUCUCAAAGAUAUUGUUGGUGAUUAUAUACGAAUAAUAAAUUUCUUCGUAUACUUUGCUAGCUUGACUGUUCCAAUUUUCAUUAUAUUCUUCUGUGCUCAACGAAUUUUACGAAAUUUGGAAAAUUUGAAGAAAGAUCAAACUCUCUCACAAAGUACAAUUACUGCUCAUGAACGUCUGUUGCGUGUACUGCUCAUACAGACAUUCUUACCUGUUGUAUCAUUUCUAAUUCCAAGUGCCGGUUUGGGAUUUCUACUCGUCAGUCAAGUAACUCCACCUGAACUAUUCACAUUCUCAAUAGCAUGUCUCUUUCCUAUAUCUAUAACACUAUAUCCUAUUUCAAUUGUCUAUUUCGUAGAUCAUUACAGAAAAUUUGUUUUUCAACUUUUAUUUUGUAAAAAAUCAUAA
Auanema sp. JU1783 is the source of this 846-nucleotide messenger RNA. The record is from the annotation of a GenBank genome assembly. NCBI's taxonomy places the organism in Eukaryota, Metazoa, Nematoda, Chromadorea, Rhabditida, Rhabditidae.